This is a messenger RNA of Penicillium cosmopolitanum, 1923 nucleotides long. RefSeq names its product putative phenol monooxygenase. The record is from RefSeq and is a predicted model, not a curated record. Gene Ontology annotation, molecular function: FAD binding. The transcript has 6 exons. The coding region runs from base 1 to 1923 and encodes 640 amino acids. NCBI's taxonomy places the organism in Eukaryota, Fungi, Ascomycota, Eurotiomycetes, Eurotiales, Aspergillaceae.
AUGCCGGUCUUCACCGAAUACGCCGCCGCGUCGCGCGAGCUGCGCGUCCUGCCCUCCUUCGCUCCCCCGCUCCCACGUCGAUCUCCAAAACCCGAGCCUCGUAGUGACGAUGUAGAGAGAUACGAGGUUGUGGUUGUCGGUGCAGGGCCGGCUGGCCUUAUGCUGAAUUUACUUUUGGCGCGUUACGGGUUGAGUGACGAGUCGCUGCUUUGCGUAGAUGCGAAGCCGACGACCUUGAAGUCUGGACAAGCUGAUGGACUCCAACCUCGCACUUUGGAAACGUUGAAAUCGCUGGGCCUGGCAGAUGAGAUCCUCACAGAAGGUUGUCAGAUGUGGCAGGUUGCGUUUUGGAACCCCUCGAACGACAAGGAAAAGAUCAUUGAGCGAACGUCCAUUAUUCAGGAUGUUUCAGUCCCCGCACGAUUUCCACACGAAGUCACGAUUCAUCAAGGCCGAAUCGAACGAAUUCUCGAAACAGAUCUCCACCGAUACUCGAAGCGAGGCGUCCAGCGGAAUACAAAGCUCAUCGACGUGAAGAUCGACGAGGCAGGCGACUCCGAAUUCCCCGUCAUUGCCGAAAUCGAAACUGAAGGCCGAAGACAGACGGUGCGGUCGAAAUAUCUGGUCGGGGCGGAUGGCGCUCGCUCUGUGGUCCGUCGCAGCAUGGGCCUGAAGCUGGAAGGCGAAUCGCUGGAUCACAUCUGGGGCGUCGUGGAUUUGAUCGUGGACACGGAUUUCCCCGACAUCAGACGUCGGUGUGCUAUCCACUCCCCGGCAGGCUCGGUUAUGGUAAUCCCUCGCGAAAGGAUUGCGACAGGGGACUAUCUUACGCGAUUAUAUGUCCAAGUCCCGGGGGAUAUCAACCCGGAUAAUGACGCAGAAACAUCGAAUGAGACCAACAAACCAGCAGAUGCUCGAUCUCGGCGCAGCCAGGUUACUGAAAAAACGAUCUUCGAUAAUGCGGCUGCUGCAUUCAAGCCGUAUUAUAUCCGGCCGAAGAAGGACGGAGCAGUCGAUUGGUGGGCGGCAUACCAGAUUGGCCAGCGUGUAACGGACAACUUUUCCAUAAAGGACUCCAAAGGGGUAGAGCGUGUGUUCAUCGCAGGUGAUGCCUGCCACACCCACAGCCCCAAGGCGGGCCAAGGAAUGAAUGUUUCAAUGAUGGACUCCUAUAAUUUGGCCUGGAAACUCGCAUACUCGAUCCAUGGGCUCACUCCAAGCGCAGGAACUGCUGGACCGGACCCCAUCCUCGCCACAUACCACAAGGAGCGACACACUAUUGCCCAAGAGCUCAUUGCAUUUGACCGCGACUUCUCCUCGAUGUUUUCUGGCAAGAUCGGGGCCUCUGAAGACGAGGUUGGAGGAUUAACACACGAGGAAUUUUUGCAGGUCUUUAGUCGAGGCAACGGCUUCACCAGCGGGUGUGGAAUUGAGUACCCAGAGAACAUGGCCGUGAACCGCGAUAAAAGUGCGAAGAAUCCCAUAUCCGGGGAAGACUAUUUAUCCGGUAUACUUCGGCCGGGUCGGAGAUUAUUGAAUGUACGCCUUGUGCGGCAUGCAGAUGGAUACCGUCGGGACCUGCAAGAUGACUUUGCUUCCACCGGCAGAUUUCGCAUUUUAUGCCUCACUUCCACCGAUAUUUUAGAUCCGGAGGGGUCUCCGCAAAGACUCUUAGUGGUUAUUCAUCCACGUUUGGAUAGGGAUUUCAUGUGGAAUGAUAUCCCCAACGAAGUGAAGCAAUACUCCGAGAUGUCCUUUUACAGCGGACAUGAAUUGGACGAUGUGUAUAAGGCAUAUGGCGUCGAUAUUGCCAAGGGAGCACUAGCAGUGGUUCGUCCAGAUGGAUAUGUUGGUAUCGUGGUGGCUUUGGAAGACGCCGAGCGCGUGGAGAGGUUCCUGGAAUCAUUGAUUUGUACGGUGUAG